Molecule: messenger RNA, 1632 nt
Organism: Polyodon spathula (Mississippi paddlefish)
Lineage: Eukaryota; Metazoa; Chordata; Actinopteri; Acipenseriformes; Polyodontidae
Product: NIPA-like protein 2
Exons: 11
Coding region: 236-1345 (369 amino acids)
Biological process (GO): magnesium ion transport
Cellular component (GO): membrane
Molecular function (GO): magnesium ion transmembrane transporter activity
Source: RefSeq, a predicted model, not a curated record
CUCUGACGUGGAAAUGUAUGCCUGCUGUUCCACAGCCUACCGUCUGGAAAGCAGGAAGUUUACUGUCUAGUAUAGCGACAGUAAUCGAGUCGUGCAUUCUCAGCUUGAAAACUUUAUUAUGUAGAAAUUAUGGGGACACAACGUAUGAAUAAAACAAAUCAUUUUAUCAACCCCUAAAAGGAUAUGUUAGGCGUCUUCGGCGAACUUUCCAUACACCUGAAAAGCGAGAGAAAAGAUGGCGAAUUCUCUGAUGGCGAAGAAUACCACAUACCUGGCAGAUUUCUGGGACGACUCUUACAAGACUCAGCUACUGGGAAUAGUGAUAGCUAUAGCAGGGAACUUUCUAAUCAGUAUUUCGUUAAAUCUACAGAAAUACACACAUGUGCGACUGUCUCAGCAGAAUGACCCAGAGCCAUAUUACAAAAGUGUUCUGUGGUGGAGUGCCAUCACCCUGAUGGGGAUUGGUGAGCUGGGGAACUUCGCUGCCUAUGGCUUUGCCCCAGCUAUGCUUGUCGCUCCUCUGGGGUGUGUGUCUGUUAUAGCCAGUGCAGUUAUUUCCGUAGCAUUUCUUAAAGAGACCUUGCGGGCUUCUGAUUUACUUGGUGGAGCCCUUGCAAUCUCAGGAACAUACCUUCUUGUCACCUUUGCCCCUAACAUUUCACAGAAUAUAACUGCUUUUAAAAUUCAGAAAUAUUUAGUAAGCUGGCAGUUUCUAGUUUAUCUGUUCUUUGAAAUAAUAGUUUUUUGCAUCCUACUCUACCUGUACAAGAAGAAGGAUCUGAAGCACAUUGUAGUCGUGCUAAUGCUGGUGGCUUUGCUUGCUUCUCUGACAGUCAUUUCUGUGAAGGCAGUGGCUGGGAUGAUAACUGAAUCGGUGAAAGGCAUCCUGCAGCUUACCUACCCCAUAUUCUAUGUGAUGCUGAUUAUAAUGGUCGCCUCCUGCGCCUUUCAAGUCAAAUUCUUGAACCAAGCUAUGGAACUUUUCGAUGCUACAGAAGUGGUUCCAAUCAACUUUGUGUUCUUUACAGCUAGUGCAAUUAUUGCAGGGGUGAUAUUUUAUCAGGAGUUUUAUGGUGUAGCCUUGCUGAAUAUCUUCAUGUUCCUCUUUGGGAUCCUGCUGUCUUUUUUUGGAGUUUUUUUAAUUGCUAGAAACAGGGAAAGAAAAAAGUCUGAGGUUCCUUUUAUUGACAUUGACCAAGUUCCAGGACAACAAUCAAUAGAUAAAAUACAGCCAGAUGCAAGCAGCAUAUCUUAUGGAUCUCUGGAUGCUGAAGCAAAGCCUCUAGGCAACAAAGAUGGAGAACUCAAAGAGCCUGCAUUGAAUCUAUCCUCUCUCAAACCCUGAGUGCUGCACAGAUGUAUCUGAAGAAAACUGUGUUGAAGUUCAUAUCCUGUGUAUGCACAGAAUGCCAUGAAACAGAGAGGAUGGUAUCCUACAUGCUUUCUCCCCUGAUGCACUGAAAGAAUACAAUGCCAAUGCUGAUGCCAAUCUUUUUAAAAUGCAAAGUUGCUUGGGAAAAUAAUUGUUAUAUUAUUAUCCAUCACUAUAACAAUGUGUGGCUAAUGUUUACAAUAUUUGCCUGUAUUGUAAAAUAAAAUAAACAUGAAUGUAUUUUAUAGGUUCAAAGGGAA